CUCCUCUUCUGGUGCGCUGGGCUCCCACCUUCUCCGUCCGCUUUUCUUGUUUUAUCCCGUCACCAGGAUCAUGAAGGUCGCCAGUGGCAGCGCCGCGGCCGCCGCGGGCCCCAGCUGUGCGCUGAAGGCGGGCAAGGCCGCGGGCGGCGCGGGCGAGGUGGUGCGCUGCCUGUCGGAGCAGAGCGUGGCCAUCUCGCGCUGUGCGGGCGGCGCCGGGGCGCGCCUGCCCACCCUGCUGGACGAGCAGCAGGUGAACGUGCUGCUCUACGACAUGAACGGCUGCUACUCGCGCCUCAAGGAGCUGGUGCCCACCUUGCCCCAGAACCGCAAGGUGAGCAAGGUGGAGAUCCUCCAGCACGUCAUCGAUUACAUCAGAGACCUGCAGUUGGAGCUGAACUCCGAAUCCGAAGUCGGGACCCCGGCGGGGCGCGGGCUGCCCGUGCGGGCUCCGCUCAGCACCCUCAACGGAGAGAUAAGCGCCCUGGCAGCCGAGGCGGCGUGUGUUCCAACGGACGAUCGCAUCUUGUGUCGCUGAAGCGUCUCCCUCAGGGACCGGCAGAUCCCAGCCUUUCGGGGGCAGGAGGAAUAAGUGCUUUCCGAUCCACCGAAGAUCCACCCGAGCGCCUCGCCGGAGCUGGGGGGAAACGACAGAUCGGCGGGCAUUGGGCACUUGCUGGAUCUGGCCCCGCGCUGGUGGACUGACGAGGAGAGGCUGUGACCCUCUUUUGCCAAACUUACGAGCCACCAGAGACUUGGGGGGGUCCCCCCAGUGUGUUUCUAUUUUUUGAAAAGCAGACAUUUUAAAAAAUGGUCACGUUUGGUGCUUCUCAGAUUUCUGAGGAAAUCGCUUUGUAUUGUAUAUUACAAUGAUCACCGAUUGAAAAUAUUGUUUUACAAUAGUUCUGUGGGGGUGUGUUUUUUUUGUUAUUAAACAAAUACUUUGGUGGUAAA
Molecule: messenger RNA, 951 nt
Organism: Propithecus coquereli (Coquerel's sifaka)
Lineage: Eukaryota; Metazoa; Chordata; Mammalia; Primates; Indriidae
Gene: ID1
Product: inhibitor of DNA binding 1, dominant negative helix-loop-helix protein
Exons: 2
Coding region: 71-535 (154 amino acids)
Biological process (GO): negative regulation of transcription by RNA polymerase II; cell differentiation; circadian regulation of gene expression
Cellular component (GO): cytoplasm; nucleus
Molecular function (GO): protein dimerization activity; transcription regulator activity
Source: RefSeq, a predicted model, not a curated record